GAUGUCAUUUCUGCGCGACCCUUAUUUUUGGCUUUGCAUUUCUGGCUGCUGCUCUGAACUAUGCCUAAAGUAGUUUCCCGGUCGGUAGUCUGCUCCGACACCCGGGACCGGGAGGAAUAUGACGACGGCGAGAAGCCCCUUCACGUCUACUACUGUUUAUGCGGCCAGAUGGUCCUCGUGCUGGACUGUCAGUUAGAGAAAUUGCCCAUGCGGCCCCGGGAUCGGUCCCGAGUGAUCGAUGCUGCCAAACACGCCCACAAGUUUUGUAACACAGAAGACGAGGAGACUAUGUACCUUCGGAGGCCUGAAGGCAUUGAACGACAGUACAGGAAGAAGUGUGCAAAGUGUGGGCUGCCACUCUUCUACCAGUCCCAGCCGAAGAAUGCUCCCGUGACCUUCAUUGUGGAUGGAGCAGUAGUCAAGUUUGGCCAGGGUUUUGGGAAAACGAACAUAUAUACUCAGAAACAAGAGCCUCCUAAGAAGGUGAUGAUGACCAAGCGGACUAAAGACAUGGGCAAGUUCAGCUCUGUCACUGUGUCUACUAUUGAUGAAGAGGAAGAGGAGAUUGAGGCUAGAGAAGUUGCUGACUCGUAUGCGCAGAACGCCAAGGUGAUCGAAAAGCAACUGGAGCGUAAAGGCAUGAGCAAAAGGCGGCUGCAGGAGCUGGCUGAACUGGAAGCCAAGAAAGCGAAAAUGAAGGGAACCUUGAUUGACAACCAGUUCAAAUGAUCAGGACCUUUCUGUAAACCCAGACUGGAGGCAAGCAUUUAGAUCAGGAGGAAGAAGAGCGUUUUCUUGACUACAUGGACUGGUUCCUACCUUUAUGCCCCAACAGAAGGCUUUAUGUAGCUUCCUAGAGAUUCGAGUCCAUCUGACCUGCUUUCUAGAGACAAAUUUUUCUCAGUCUUUCUGUAUAUAGGUCUCCUGUACUGUUUUUUGUUCAUUUGAUGUAAACUGCAUCUGUGUAGAAGCCUUAUGAAUAGAUCAGUGCUUGAGUGCGUCUAGUUUCUAAAGGAGCUUUUCUUAUUCCUUCUUCAAAGUUAAUAAAAUGUUUUAAGAUUUUUGAAA
Molecule: messenger RNA, 1068 nt
Organism: Hippopotamus amphibius kiboko
Lineage: Eukaryota; Metazoa; Chordata; Mammalia; Artiodactyla; Hippopotamidae
Gene: STEEP1
Product: STING1 ER exit protein 1
Exons: 7
Coding region: 61-729 (222 amino acids)
Source: RefSeq, a predicted model, not a curated record